AUCAUUUGUUGUUACGGGACCAAGCACAUCGCGAAGCGUUUUCAUUCCAGAGUUUUUGAGUGUCGUUUAGAAUCGGUAAAAAAUGGCCAAACCCGGCCAAGGUGCUCUCCAAGCCAUGAAGGAGCUGGACAAGGCAGUGGUAAUGUUCAAGAAGCCAGCGCUGCCAAAAACCAAGAAGGAGAAAAAGAUAAUCCUCAACGAGGAAACUUAUUUGGAGGAAAUGUCCAAAAUCAUCGAGCGAGACUUCUUCCCCGAUCUGCAGAAACUUAAGGUCCAAAACGAGUACCUGGAAGCGAUCGCCAACAAUGACCUCAUCAAACUGCGCCAGAUUUUCUCCAAAUACAACUCUAAAUCGCCUUUGAUAAGAGAACCGAGUCCAGCCACCUUUGAAACGCCCCUUCCGAGUGCCUCGCUGGCCACAGAUGAGCCCCCGUCGGUUCGAUCCGAGGUUAGCACGGCCAGUUCCAGCAAAAGCACCAAAACCCUGGGAGACAAACACUCGCUGGAUAGCUUUCUAUUUAAAUACACCAGCGAGGACAACGACAGCUUCCAGGAGAUCAUCGAAGCGGCGGAUCGCAAGCUGAGACAAAAGUUUUCCGUGCUGUACGAGGCUGAAAGUAGUACUGCGGAAUCACUUGGUAGAAGUUUGGCACUUCCGGCCAUCGAGAGUCAGUUCGCCCAGAAAGAGAAACCUAAAGAGCUGGACAUGUGGACUUAUAAGAACAAGAACUACAUCAUGUACAUUCCGGACGGGGUAAAGCUUAGUCGGGAAGAGGAAAUCGAACUCGCCAACAAGAGGCAAGAAAUCGAACACAACAACACCCGACUGAAGAUUAAUCCGUUCAACGAGAGUGAAAGCAAGCAAGCCAUCACGGAAGCCGCCAAGAAUCAAGCCAAGUGUCAGCCGACCAAGAUCGGUGUCGACGGCAAGCUAAUCGAAGCGUCCUUCACGCCGCAAGUGCGCGGAUUUAACUUUGUCAAAAGUCCAUCCCCGUGCCCCGGCGUAACAGACAGUCCGCUCUUCACGUGGGGUGAGAUCGAGGGAACCCCGUUCCGACUGGACGGCGGAGAUACCCCAAUGCAUCCGGCAUCGUCCGGUCCUUCCUUCCGAAUAACGGAAACGUCCAAGCGUGAAAAUCUAGCGCUUGCGUUGGCUGAAAAAGCCGCCGAACAGUCCCGCUCGAAAAAGGCCAAAGCUAUCGAGGCGGCCCGCCGUAACAUCGGUUCCCCAAUGGUCCGGAACACCAUCGAUCGGCUGGCCAGCAUGUCCCCGGCGGCUCGAAGACUUGCGUCCACAAAACUGGGCCUGAUCAACACGCCCAGCCCGAUGCGAUCGCCGGCGUCGACGAUGAUGAAAACACCCAAAAGAUCGUAUCCGGCAGGGAAAUUGAGACCCACGCCGUCACCGUCCAGUAUUGUUAGAAGGAAGACGCCAUUGGUUGGUCCUCCGAGAAGUACAGGUGGCGGAAACGCAGCCCAACCGUCAACGACCUCCGUUAUUCUGACUGAUAACUUGCUGGCGAUUCCUUCGACGUCGAAGAGACCGAAAGCGGCCGACUUUUUCUAGCGCAGCGGACGUUAUUUAUGCACUGAAUUAUUUUGUAUG
Messenger RNA from Culex quinquefasciatus (southern house mosquito), 1606 nucleotides. It is a transcript of the gene Es2, whose product is annotated as splicing factor ESS-2 homolog. The record is from RefSeq and is a predicted model, not a curated record. The transcript has 3 exons. Gene Ontology annotation, cellular component: catalytic step 2 spliceosome. Lineage: Eukaryota; Metazoa; Arthropoda; Insecta; Diptera; Culicidae. The coding region runs from base 83 to 1567 and encodes 494 amino acids.